AUGCCCAACAUCACCUCAAACAGAGCCCUUCUUACCAGCUUCCUUCCAGUCCAUGUAACAAUCAACAAUGUAUCAUCGAUCGACAAAGUUGACUUCCAAUACAAUCGACUCUCCCAGAGACCUGUACAACAGGGUGACACUAUCUUGCUGAUUGGCGAGAGACUUGGUGUUGUCGGCACUCCAGCUCAAACCACGGUGAUGUUCAAUAAUCAACCUUUGAACCCAACAAUCAUCACUCAGACCGACGGAAAACAAGAGUUGUUGGUUGACAUCCCAUCUCAGACUCCACGUGGAGUGGUCUUUGAUGUAUAUGUGGUCACCAAUGAGGGUCGCCACACUGCCCAUGAGUCCAUCACAAUACAAUAA
This is a messenger RNA of Acytostelium subglobosum LB1, 366 nucleotides long. RefSeq lists its product as hypothetical. The coding region runs from base 1 to 366 and encodes 121 amino acids. The transcript has a single exon. The record is from RefSeq and is a predicted model, not a curated record. Lineage: Eukaryota; Evosea; Eumycetozoa; Acytosteliales; Acytosteliaceae.